AUGGCCCCCAAGACUCUGACCGGCCUAAUGGCCCUCUCGGCCCUCUCCUCCGCCGCCGUGCCCAACCAGCGCCGCGCACAAACAACCCAAGCCCUCCUCCUCCCCGUCGAGGCCCCCGAGGACCAAACCCUCUGGGCCAGUGUCAUCACCGCCGACGCCUCGUCGACAGAGUACCUCGUCGCCUGCCAGACAGCCUCUGCCACCCCUGACGCCUGUGACGGGCCCUACACGGGCGUCACACUCACGCAGGGACCCCAGACGAUGGACGUGAGCAUGGGCGGCAGGACGUAUGCCUGUGAUAUUCGUGAGCAGGACGCCCUCUGCGAGAUCACCCAGCAAGACGACGAGGAAGAUACCAUGGAGACAGAGACCAUUGCCAGACACCAGUGGGCUACUGUGGCCGUCGCCGUGGCAGAGCCUACGGAGAUUCCCUACCUCGAGAUGCGCACGCCCAAGGGGGGUGGUAGGGGAGGCAGCAGCAGCAGCAGCAGCCGGAAGGGCUCGGGCUCGGGCUCGGGCUCGGGCUCGUGGAGGAAGGGCGGCUCCACAGGCAAUACCGGCGACGAGGAAUGCGACAGCGACGACAGUGACGACAGUGACGACGAGCAGUGUAAGAAGAAAAACAAGGACAAUGCGGGUGCCAAGGUCAAGCGCGCCGGCGUGGGCGUUGCCGUGGCGGCCAUGGGGUUCGCGGCGUUGAUGUAG
Emericellopsis cladophorae is the source of this 705-nucleotide messenger RNA. RefSeq lists its product as uncharacterized. Bases 1 to 705 code for a protein of 234 amino acids. Lineage: Eukaryota; Fungi; Ascomycota; Sordariomycetes; Hypocreales; Bionectriaceae. The transcript has a single exon. The record is from RefSeq and is a predicted model, not a curated record.